AGAAACUGUUCCAAAUGUCUUUUUUUGUUCAACUGUUGUAUCACACGUAUGUUAUUCUUAUUGAGGGGCAUUUUCUCUCUUUCAUUAAUAUGCAAUGGAGGUUUUUUAGCAUUGUGGACUAAAAAAGCGAAAGCCCAUUUUGCUAAAUAUAUUUAUAUAUAAUAUUUCCCACAUACCAGGUCAAAUGGAGAAUAAAUACUGUCACAAUAGCAUUACUAGUUUAACAUUAGAUGUUUCUUGUUUGUUAUUCUUAUUAUAUUUAGGUCAAUUAAGUGACAUUUUUCAUUAACGUAGCUUUAAUAUGUGAGCCUACAAUAAUACUUUACACAUUUUAGAAGGAAUCAAUGCGACGUUUAAGGUUAUUGUAGUUCCCAAAGUUCCCCACAUGUGGGCAGGCAAGUACUUGAACCACACUAAGACCCCAAGCAAAAUGUAAUGGACUAUGCGUGAACACACACUCAAUAUUUUUGUUGUGUUCUCGAACCCGAAUCCUCACACGUGCAAUCACAUUGCAACAGGGCACGUGAUGUAUAUUAUUAUUUGUAGGAACACAUGAUAGACGCGUGUCACAUAUAUACAGUGCAACUAUGCAGUCGUAUUUCAGCUCAAACAUCAAAAUCGUAGCCUAUACACUUUUCAUAAACUGUUCUAUGUUGAAUUCGUCAUUGUGCACAAAAUAGCCCAAACAAUCACAAAUUGCACGGGCAAUUAAUUGAAUUGAGAGAGUAUUUAGACGCGCACGCACGCACUUACAGCGAAUGAUUCUGCCACCUGGAGGUGAACAUGAUGCGUUAUAAAUACCCCGCCUCGUAGCCUUGAGCACUUUGCACGUUUUGAACUAGACUUUUUUUUUUUUGGUGGCACUGUGGCUCGCUUACUCUGUAACUGGGUAAAAGGGCACUGGAUUUAAACUUUGAUCGUCUGUAUUGGAAAGUUGCGCGUGCAGCUCAGAGGGCAACGAGACACAGAAACCACCUGUUGAGAUGACGACAUCGUAAUCGCCUCUCAUACAAUUGGGUUUUUUUCUCUUUUGUGUGUUUUGUGAGUGCGUGUAUCGUGUUGUGUGUGAGAGUAAUACACGUUAAUGAUGCCUUUGCCAGUAAUGUACUCGGCGUCUUGAUGCUCUCAUUGGUGCGUCCCUCCAACGUGUCACCCGUUUUGGUGGAUUAUCCCAGAUAUCUGCACCGCCGAAGGGGUGAAACACCAUUCCUGUCGCUCGACUCCUGCCUUCACGGUGUCCAGCUGCCCACAAACAGGGACCUCGGAAGAACAUUGGAGAAACUUGUGACUUCCAAAGAACACUCUGGAAAGACGAUUUGAAGAUUUUUAGUUGUGUUUUUACGCACGUCCAGCACAGAGAUGCGUGUAUUUAUUUCAGAGUCGAGGAGGACGCACUCUUUUUUCUUCCCGGCGUUUCUGUUUCUGGCACCCUUGCUGUUGAGGGGUCUCCGGGUCAGUGGUUCCCCGGGCUGCGCGUCCUGUGGCUUGCCGGCGAUGGAGAAAGCCGCCGAAGAAAGACUGAUGAUAGAACUCGUCAAGCAGCAACUUUUGGAAAGGUUGCACCUUAAAGAAAGACCGAACAUCACUCAGACAAUCCCCCGAGCUGCGCUCCUCACUGCGCUGCGCCAACUGCACUCGGGGCGCGUCGGGAACGAUGGCACACUUGAACUAGAAAACACUAUGCCCGCCAAAGACCAAGGCUAUGAAAUAGUGAGCUUUGCAGAUCUAAAUGAGACAGGGAGUGGUGACGCAGCGAGCCUUAGUCUUACCUUCCAGUUUCUGCAGGAACACGGCCAAAGUAUCCAAGUACUCAAGUCUUCUCUGUGGAUCUACGUCCGCUCCUCUGAAGACCGCCAUCGAGACUCCCGUCUCGCUGCCCGCGUUUUUCUGUCUGCAGAAAGUGGGAUGUCCAUCUCCAACCGUACCCUGGUAACGGAGAAGAUGCUGGAUGUCCGGGAGAGUAACUGGCACGCUUUCCCCAUCACCCACAACUUGCAGGCCUUUCUGGACGGAGGCCAGCAACGACUUCGUCUGGAAGUCAGCUGCGACGAGGGCGGGAAGAACCUUUGCUCCCCUCACGGCUCCGCCGACACCGCCAAGCAGCCGUUCCUGACGGCCCAAGUGCGUCUCCGCGACGAUCACUCCAAACACUCGCUCAGGAAGCGCUCGUUGCGUUGCGGCGACGUCGUCAGCGUGUGCUGCAAGAAAGAGUUCUUCAUCAAGUUCAAGGAUAUCCAGUGGCACGACUGGAUCAUUGCACCUGAAGGCUACCACAUGAACUACUGCAUGGGUCAGUGCCCCCAGCAUCUGGCCGGCUCCCCGGGCAUGGCGUCCUCAUUCCACACCACCGUCUUCAGCCAGCUGAAAGUCAACGGCAUCGUCACGGACGCAUCUUCGUGUUGCGUUCCCACAGAGCGCCGGCCACUCUCCAUGGUGUACUUGUCCACCCCUCGCAGCAUUGUCCAAAAGGACGUCGCUGAUAUGAUAGUGGAGUCCUGCGGAUGUACAUAAAGAGUAGAAGGAAAGAAACAUAAAAUAGACAGAGGGGAUGACAGUGUUAGUAAUUGUGUACUUCUAGUUGGGGACAACCGACUCUAUGCAUGUUGUUACUUGUUCUUAAAAAAAAAAAAAACAGGUUUGUUUUGUCCCAGAUUAGGCACACGAGUGUGUUGAAAUAGAGGCAUCAUUAAGCAGUUUACAUGCACAAAAACAUUGACUUUAAGGUCACAGGCAUAGUUUCAAAAUGGACAUUAUAUUAGGGAAACAGCAAGCCCAAAGACUAAUGCUUUUUUUAAAAUAUAUUUUAUGUCAACGUGUUUUUUCUAUUUAACUUCAAAGUCUAAAAGGCAGUGUGUAAACUAGUUGGUGAGAUAAUGUUGAGCGAGUUCCACGAACCAACUAAGUGAAUUUAAAUGAGAGUAAACUAAAUCUGAAUGCAGCCACAUUUUAAUACAAUUCAUUAAAGAGAGGUUUAAAACUAAGAAACCGUAUGGCUGUAUAAAAAACUGACAAUGAAAGAGUCCUGCUUUUUUCUUUGACAGAAUUUUUUUUUUUCCAUGAUUGCAGCCAAGAAACAGUUAUUUCAAACCCUUAGUUACAGUAUUUCGUCUUACAAUGGGCACACGUUUCGUGACAAAUUAUUCCAUUUUGAAGCAAGGCUUUGAAAGAGAUCCUUGAUUUAAAUUGCGCUACUUAGACAUUGAGCAUAAAGUCAUUGUGGUAUGAAUAAUCCAUUGAGUCUUUGUAUUACCGUCUAUGACACAAUGUUCAUAUGAACUUGUUUCAUUUUCUAUCUUCACAUUACAGCCAACAAACACUUGCAACGUUGUGGUGAAGCAGUUUUCAUGAUUGAACUGAAGAGGUACAAUCUGCCCUGGGUUCUGUCUGGGCACAGCCGAUGCUGAUUAGUUUGGAAUAUGUUUGAUCAGCAUCCUCACUGUAUUAUUUACACAAGUCGGCCAAGUCGGUUGGGUAACUGACAGCAUAUGAAGCCAAGGUCGUUUCUUAGCAGCCUAAGCAAACAUUUAGCUAUUGCCUCAGUGUCAGGUUUUGUGAAGGUCUUGGAGGCAUGUGGGUCAACGAGCACGUUGCACGUUGCGUUUAUCCCUCUCAAAGUCUAAACCUUUCUGGAAUGAUGCAAAAUUUGAGGCUUCCUGAAAGUGAUGUGGAAAUAAGGGAUUUCAAAAAACAUCUUCUUGGAAAUGAUCUUUUAAAAAAUGGAUAACGCUGCUAUGUCGGCAUCUCAAAAGCAAAUUCAACCAUCUCCGCACAUGCUGAUGGAAGGGAGUAAUAUUUUGGAAUAAUUUAUUGUUUACCAACGAUAAACGUUACACUGCUAGUAGCAAAUAUGUCUGUAGAACAGAUUGGAGAGCCAGGCCUCAUUAUCAUCUAAGUUUACACCAAACUGUGUAAAAGCCAAAGAUAUUCUCUUUUUUUCUGAUUGAGGUUUCAGGAUUUGUCCCACUGAUUUGCAGAACUGUAUUGUACUGCUCUAUUAUUCAAAGGAGAUUCCCAGGCAAUAAGACAACACGGCAUUUCCAUCCAAAUAGCCCACAAACAGGUUUUAACCUCUGUCUGCUGCCUCAACAAGCUGCACUCAUUUUAUUUUCUCUAACCUUUGUAAAACAAGUCUAUUUUGUAUUAUUUUAUUUUGCAAGUUCCCCGCGUCCCAGGACGUAAUGUGACAUUGAGGCACCACCAUAACAUAACUUAUUAAGCACUUUAUCGCCCUACUGUAUUUUUAGAGCAAAUUCUGCUUGGAGGGUCUACUACCUUUAACCCAGGUGGGCAGCAUCUACAUGUAGAUGUUGUAGGCCAACAGGAAGCAAAUGUCAAUCAUGUUAUUGUCUUAUACUCUAGUUUGUUGAACUAGAAUGAAUAUGAAUUGGGUUGUAUGUGUUUGCAGAGCACACAUUUCUGUAUACUGUAACUGGUGUAAAUAGAGCCAGGAUGUGAUUACUUUUGUCAAUUUAAAGUUGAAAAUAUUAAUAUUUUUUUACAUCAUGCUAUAUUUACUGCAUAAUUAAGGACUUGAAAUCGAAACUGCGUGCAAAAUAUCACAAUGUGCUGAAAUAACGUGAUUAUAGUAAAAAUAUAUUUUUAAUAAAUGCAUAUUUUAAAUAUACCUUGUUAUAUCCAUCUAUAUUUUGUAUUGUAUCUCUUCUCUUUAAACACAAUGAGAACAUUGGCUUUAAAAAAUUGAUGAAAAAAUGUACACACCUUGAAAUUUGUUGUUUGUGGCUAUCAGAUAUAUUGGCUGGAGAUGAUCAUCUCAACGCUUUUAACGUUGUAUUGUUUUUUACAUUUGACUACAAAGUGAAUAAAGGAUAAAACACG
Molecule: messenger RNA, 4836 nt
Organism: Gasterosteus aculeatus aculeatus (three-spined stickleback)
Lineage: Eukaryota; Metazoa; Chordata; Actinopteri; Perciformes; Gasterosteidae
Product: inhibin beta B chain
Cellular component (GO): extracellular region
Molecular function (GO): hormone activity; growth factor activity; cytokine activity
Source: RefSeq, a predicted model, not a curated record